UUUGGAAAACUGUUGGUGACUACUUGGUAAACAAAGUCACAUGUAAAAGUUUAAGAAACCUAAGUUGCUGGAGGUGUCACAACGCAGUUUCCAUGGUGCAAGUGCAUGACAUCACAUAGGGAGCUGCCAGCAUCAUCAUGCUCUAACUGUAAACAUCUUCAGUUCCUGACGAGUGACGCAGCGAUCAGCAGCGAUCAUGAGUGAAGGGAGCCAUCCUACUCUUUACAUAAUUUUAGACAAUCCUGAUAUUUCUUAUUUUUAUCUUGAAGAAGAAAAUGACAUAAGUUCUCCUCCAACUGAGCAGCUUACAUACAGUGGUCUUUCUAUUGUUGAUCCAAUUUGGGAAACUAUUGACCCCAAUCCAAACCUCCAGACCCUGUAUAAUGACUUCAAUGAGCGCAUAUUUUCUGGUAUGCUGCCUGAGAUUGAAGUCAAAUGGAGCAACAGAAUGACUCGAGCGACUGGAGCUUGCUAUCCAUUUUUCAAUGAGGAAGGGAAUUGCGUACAAUGCAGAAUAUACCUGAGCAAGCCUAUACUUGAGUUGCGGCCAAGAAGGGAUACAGUGGAAGUAAGUUUUUGAUUUCCAAAAAUCUUUUGAAUUUUAAAAUUCUAUAUAUACCUCUAUUAUAGUCUUGCACAGUUAAU
Messenger RNA from Xenopus tropicalis (tropical clawed frog), 645 nucleotides. Its product is annotated as sprT-like domain-containing protein Spartan. The transcript has 2 exons. Bases 197 to 580 code for a protein of 127 amino acids. Lineage: Eukaryota; Metazoa; Chordata; Amphibia; Anura; Pipidae. Gene Ontology annotation, biological process: DNA damage response. The record is from RefSeq and is a predicted model, not a curated record. Gene Ontology annotation, molecular function: metalloendopeptidase activity; single-stranded DNA binding.